Messenger RNA from Fundulus heteroclitus (mummichog), 1537 nucleotides. It is a transcript of the gene spdya, whose product is annotated as speedy/RINGO cell cycle regulator family member A. The record is from RefSeq and is a predicted model, not a curated record. NCBI's taxonomy places the organism in Eukaryota, Metazoa, Chordata, Actinopteri, Cyprinodontiformes, Fundulidae. Gene Ontology annotation, molecular function: protein kinase binding. The coding region runs from base 212 to 1132 and encodes 306 amino acids. Gene Ontology annotation, biological process: positive regulation of cyclin-dependent protein serine/threonine kinase activity. The transcript is spliced from 7 exons.
AAUUGUCUUGGUUUACCAACAUGGCGGAUGCGUUGACGUACUAACGUACUGAAGCGCGGCACCGCGUCAGGCAAGAAGGAGAAGAAAAACCGCGCGAGGGGGGCGUCUCGCGCCAGGGAGCAGCGCAUACGGCGGACCAUCGAGCUCUGCGAGAAAACAUCUAAUCGGACAGAGAGCAGUAGCCUCCCACACGUAUGACACGAGCUUUGGCAUGAUGAAAACCCCUCCCUCUGCGUCCCUGCGGGUCAAGCGCAAAAACGUUCGGCAGCUGAGAAAAAACUUCUGCCUGAGCAGAGCCAGCGGCCUGGACCCCGAGGGCUCGCCGUCGAAGAUCCGGCCCGGCCAGCGUGACGCACGCCUCACCAGGAUGCCCGCCACGGUCAUCCAGCGGCAGGAAAUGGCUUCGUACCUACGGCUUUUUGAUGACGACCUGAUACAAAACUUUCUCAUGAUGGACUGUUGCUACAAAAUGACAGACAAGUACCUUUUAGCCAUGACCUUUGUUUACUUCAAACGGGCCCACUUCGCCAUUGCUGAAUACACCAGAAAGAAUUUUUUCAUGGCACUCUAUCUCGCCAACACCAUGGAGGAGGAUGAGGAGGAAAGCAAGUACGAAAUUUUCCCCUGGGCCCUGGGCAAAAACUGGAGGAGACAGUUCCCGCGUUUCCUCAAGCAGCGAGACGAGCUGUGGGCUCGCAUCUGUUACAGGGCCGCUGUCAGUAGGCGGUGCUGUGAGGAGGUAAUGGCCAUCGUGCCCUCCCACUUCGCGUGGCAGCGGCAGCGGUCCGACCACCACAGCGGCGCCCUGCGGCAGUAUAACGCGCAAGGCGCCGCCCGCUUUCCGCGCGGGCCCUCCGCCUCCCCCGUCUCCUGCGCCGUCUGCGACUGCGGCGGCAGGUUGCGUCACGUCCCCUCCGGCCGCCCGCCCGCGCAGACCACCAGCUUCCUGAACCCGUUCGCUCCUGCCUUCAUGCUGGAGCUGACGCCGCCCAAAGCCUCCAGCAGGGCGGCAGAGGAGUAUCAGAGCGGGGCGCAGAACUCGUGCUGCUUCUGUCCCGAAGAGCUUCCAAGGGAGGCGUCUUCCUGUGACUCCUCCUUUGACCCCUUCAUAGACUGGAUCAGCGAGAUGUAAAGCACGAAAGCAAACUCAGCCGCUUCGCCUGGUCCCUCUUCGUCCCAGCCGAGCCGUUCUGUGCAAUAAUCCUUCGUUUAUCUCGAACGUCGCCGUAAAAAGUCUGAAUCUUCCAGUUGGUGUCGACCUAACGCGAGCGCUCUGAACCGCUCCUGCUCAAUACAAGUAAACAUGAAAUCAGUUGUUGGUUUAGAUGAGCGACCAGACGAAUUCUGUAUUAAUUGUUCCUGCUACAGCUCUAUUUAUUUACUGCAUUCAUUUAUUUAUUUAACUUAUUCAUAUGUGGAAUGUUGAUGCAAAGUUUUUGUGGGGCUUGUUAGAUUGAGAGAGGGGGGGAAUCUUUCCAGUUGUGACUUUUUGAUGAGUCAAGGAUGUCUGAGUUUGAGAAUACAAAGCUGAACCUAA